AUGGCAGGGCACAUCUUCCUUGUCUCUUGCCUGCUAGCUAUAUGCCUGCCCAUUGUCUUCGUACAGCUACCUCGCUUCGAGACUAUCAAAGACAUGCGCGCUGAGAACGAGGCAGAAGAACGAUCCGCGGUACUACGACAACGAUCACCGUCACCAUCGCAGAAGAUACUGCGAUGGAUCACAGGACCCUGGUCCGAGACCGACGUCGACACCACGGAUGCGGGGUCGGGGCAGAAGCAAGUCGAUCAUGAGCAAAUCGCGCAAACGGCUGCUCGAGGACGAUGGGAUCAGGGUGACUCCAGGACCGCCUUCGGGGCGGAUGCGUGUGCGGAUAGUGGAGCCUCGUCGAAAGAGGAGGAAUUAGAGACAUCAAAGGCAGAGAAGAAGCCUUGGGAUCCGCCGUUCAGGAGGCAGCUUCCGAGGACUGAGCUUGUCAAGAAGAGUAUUGGCAGUCGGUUGCAUCUUGGUACGGACACUCCACUAGCCCGCAAGACCGGACGUGGCAUGGAAGCACGAGGUGUUGCAGUGAGAUUGUUUCCACCAGAUUCUGUCCCUGAAGUGGAAGAUGUGAAGAGAGGCUCGCAGACGUCUCCAGCACCGCCACAAACGCCACAAGAACCAUUACACCGACGGCCAUACCCUACGACCCAGUUGCAGUUCCACAAUACCAAGCAUAGCGUAUUCCCUCACCAGCAUCACUCGGAACCUUUGUCCGCCCGAAACACGCCACAACAACAAACGGAUGCACAGUCUCUACCCUCGCCGCUCGAUGGAGCUCACCACACACUGCAGCCACAACGCUUUCCACAGAUGACGCUUGAUGACGCUUCGAACGUAGCUGUCCAGUGUGCUCCCAAAGAUGCUGCCAAAGCGUCAAGUAAGGCACGCGAACGAGGCCUUCCACUAUGGCAAGUCUUGUUGGUCACCAUGGGAUUCAUCAUAUUCGUCUUCGCGUUCGCUAUUCUGAUUUCGCAUUGUCUAGCUUGGUUCAUUGUGUACAAGACGGAAGCAAGACUGGGUGAAGUGCGUAGCGGACUGCUCAAGGGCGGAGAAAUGAAAUUGUGCCUUUGCGGCAAAGGUUAA
This is a messenger RNA of Ascochyta rabiei, 1083 nucleotides long. RefSeq lists its product as uncharacterized. The transcript has a single exon. Lineage: Eukaryota; Fungi; Ascomycota; Dothideomycetes; Pleosporales; Didymellaceae. Bases 1 to 1083 code for a protein of 360 amino acids. The record is from RefSeq and is a predicted model, not a curated record.